Molecule: messenger RNA, 5927 nt
Organism: Salmo salar (Atlantic salmon)
Lineage: Eukaryota; Metazoa; Chordata; Actinopteri; Salmoniformes; Salmonidae
Product: xin actin-binding repeat-containing protein 1
Biological process (GO): actin filament organization; actin cytoskeleton organization
Cellular component (GO): focal adhesion; stress fiber
Molecular function (GO): actin filament binding
Source: RefSeq, a predicted model, not a curated record
GAGCGAGAGAGAGAGGUACACAGAGAGGUACACAGAGAGAGAGACUAACCAUUUAAAGCUAACCUCUCAGAUACCAGUCCUAUAGAGAGACAGAGGGAGUAGCAGCAGUUACACUCAUACCUUCAACUUUCAAACCCAGAGGACAGUCAGGAACGAGGACAGAGGACAGUCAGGAACGAGGACAGACGACAGUCAGGAACGAGGGAUUGAGAGCAGUUUACUCCUGCUCAAGAUCCAUCCUCUCCAACCAAGAGAGGAGGGAAACCAUCCAAGAUGGCGGAGGUUAGCCAACAGAGGAAAGAUGGUCUUCUUCAACCUGGUCCAUCCAGACUUCACCCAGAGGCAGGACCCACUGUGAGAACAUCCACCCAGCCAUCCAUCGCCUCUCCCAUUCUUCCUUCCAAAGAGGCACUGUCAGCAUUGUACCAACAGCGACAGAAAGUUGAGCUGCGGAGGCUCCUGAAGCACACCCACCCGGAGCUGAGGAGCCUGGAAAGCCUGGAUGGGGUGGUGGAUCAGGAGCUGGCUGAGGUUCUGCGUUUAGAAACCCAGCCGAUAGCUGACGAGACCGGAUACGAGGGAGAGGUCCUGUCCAGGCGGUUGAUAUUUGAGAACUGUGUAAAGAGCAAUACUGUGCAUCCCCACACUUCUAAAAUGCACAUCACGGAGGGGGCCGGGGUUGGAGUUGGGGCUGGAGUUGGGGAAGGGGUUUGGGGAGAGGUGAAGAGAACAUCAGCCUUGUUUGAACAGCCAUUGUAUAACCCUAACCCUAACCUUCAGGAGGAGAGGGUUAAGGAAACCACGGACCACGUGGAGAGGACUGAUGCUGCUCAUGGGGAACUUACUGAGUGUGAGGAGGAGGAGGUUGUCAGGUUGGACGUCCAGUCUGCUAGGAGGCUGUUUGAGAGCCAGCAAGUCGACACCCUGGGGGCCAGCCAGGAGGACGUGACCCUGAACAAGGUUAUCGUGUCAGAGGACGAGAGGGGAUCUGUUCAGAAAAGAAAACAAGUGUUUGAGACAAAAAGCAGUAAGACAGUUCAGAGAGUGAUCAAAAGCCAAAUUUGUUUUAAAAAUCUUGAUGUGAGUUCUCAGUCUGAGGGAGAAGCUCUGGGUGUAGGUGUUAAUAGUGCAGAUACUGAGCCUGAGGUUCGCAAAGUCCAGCCACAGCAUGAAGGGUUCUCCACAGUCAAACAAGUCCUCGAGAGAAAGUCACAGUGUGUUUCAAAUGCAGAUGUUGAUGUUGAAACUAGUCCAAGAAUUCCAAAGUAUCAGUGUACUUCUCUACUUGAAAACCAAGCAAUAAAUAAAACUGGAAAACUAUCACAUCUGCAGGAACCAAAGCCCCAGAACACUAGUUCACUCCCAAGCGACCUAGCUCCUGACAGAAGGGUCCAGGAGGACAUGUUAGAGUUAGUGGCUAACGUAAGGAACAGAGCUCAGUUGUUUGAGUCCACUCUGUUCGACCUGAUCAACCACCAUAACAGAGAGGAGGUGGAGAUGGUGGCAGAGAGCAUCAACGAGACAUUGAACUCUCUCUAUCACUUCAAUGCCAUCCACUCCCAUGGAUCCAUCAUCAAGGCUAGCGAGACGGGAAGUGGUCAAAAGGCUAGGUACAGGCUGACCCCCGGUCUGAGACCAGAGAUAGAACAGGAAAAGGUGACUGAGGGCAGGGUUAAGAAUUUUAUACUCCAGCUGUUACCCCGGGCAACCCUUAAGCCUCAGGUAGUUUACCUGAAGGAGGACGCGAAGAGGAACGUGGAGGUUACCAUGGUGACAGUACCUUUCCAUCAGGUACGUCUGGCUUCAAACCAAGAUAAAGAGUUCAGAACAGCUAACGUUGUCCAGCUCAUUGAGGACAUCAUCAGUCAGGACAGCUCUCUGAGGAAAGGAGUAGUUAUACAGGAGGCCGGUCAGGGACAGACUGAGGUCACCGUUUACUCCCUGUACAACGAUUCUGAAGAAGAGGUGGAGAGGUACUACCCCCCGCAGGAACAGAGGACGGAGACCAACGUCCUAGACAUUGCUGCAGGCGAUGAGAUUAAAACUGAGACUGGUGAAGUAAGGAGAGGCGAUGUGAAGUCAACCAUCAGCUCUCUCUUGGCCACCAGUCAGGACCACUCAGCCCCAGCCACUUACAAACCUGAGGUCAAUGUCAUGGGGAAUGUCAAGUUAUUCAGGAGCUGCAUUGAAAAGGGAGAUCUGGAGUAUCUGAAAACCCUGCAGGUCCAGCCAGAGGAGAAGGAACUCCAGGCUGAUGUUGUAACAGGUGUCUCCGCGGAGAUACGUAAUCAACAACAACAACCAGAGGAUCAGGUGGAGCAGAAUGAUUCGGAUAUAGUCCUGAAGAACAUCUUCUUAGCUAACCAGAGCUGUGCCCAACAGAAAGAGACUAAGGCAGAGAAGACCUCUAAAGCAAUAGUACAGGUCCAGCACACCUCUGUGGAGAAGAAAGAGACGUGCUCUGAUUCUGUUAUAAAGAGCUCCACAUCCCAGACAUCCACAGAGCAGCACCAGGAGGAGGAGGAGGAGGAGGUAGUGAGAGGUCAUGUACAGGCAGCGCUCCAUUCUCUGGAGAAGACUAGUGGCGUUAAUGUCAGCCAAGGAGACUUCGAGGCUGCCAUGAUCUCCAGGAAAUCUCCAGAAUCUCAGAAAGGAAGCCAUAAGAAGAAGACUGAUGUGAGGUAUGCUCCCCAACACAGUGAAGUAAAGACUGGGACUCUGACUGAAGCUCAACCAGCCCCUUCAGUAGUGAUGAGGGAAGGACAAGCCAUCUCUGUGAAGAGCAGUGACACUGUAGUAGAUGUCCAGCAGACCUCUGUGCAGAAGGAAGAGACCAGCUGUAAUUCUGUUAUAAAGACCUCCACAUCCCACUCUUCUAUCACCUCAGAACAGGAACCUGCACCCUGCCGCCGCAAGACCGAAGAGGCUAGCUGUGCUGCUACGUCUUCUGAAGAACUACAAAAUGCAGAAGCCUGGAGUGUGGAGGUCCAAGAGGGCACUGAGGUGGUCCAGAGAGGACACUUAAAAGCUGCCAUGAAGUCUUUAAAGAGUGCUACAACAGAGGAGGAGGAGGAGGAAGAGGAGAAGGAGGAGGUAGUGAGAGGUAAUCUACAGGCAGCGCUCCAUUCUUUGGAGAAGACUAGCGGCGUUAACAUCAGCCAAGGAGACUUCAAGGCUGCCAUGAUAUACAGGAACUCUGGGAAAUCUACAUUUCAAAGCCAUAAGAAGAAAACUGAUGUCAGGUAUGUUCCACAACACAGUGAAGUAAAGACUGGGUCUCUGACUGAAGCUCAACCGUUCUCUUCAGUAGCGAUGAGUGAAGGAGAACAGGUGGCCACCAAGGAGCUGAGGGUAGCAACUGCAACCCCCCAGCCCAGACCAAACCACAAAUAAACUUGCUACAGCCUCCACUUUGAAACAUGAAUCUCAGACUGGCUCUCAAUCUCUAGCUCCCUCAAAGAAAAAGAAAAGACCUGUUGGCCCAAAACCAGGUCUUCUGCCGAAACCAGCAGUUCCUCCUAAACCAGGUCUUCUGCCGAAACCAGCAGUUCCUCCUAAACCAGGUCUUCUGCCGAAACCAGCAGUUCCUCCUAAACCAGGUCUUCUGCCGAAACCAGCAGUUCCUCCUAAACCAGGUCUUCUGCCUAAAUCACACGUUCCUCUUAAACCAGAUCAGAUGACAGGAAGCACAGCUAGUCAGUCAACAGAGACAGAGGUACAUAUCAGUGAAAGCAACACCAUUUCUAUAAUAACCACUAGUAGUAUUUCUAGUAUUGCUAGUGCUAACAGUACUCAACUGAAAGAAUCAACCAAAAGUCAACCGAAAGAAUCAACUAAACAUCAACAGAAAGAAUCAACCAAAACUCAAUCAAAGGAAUCAACUAAAAGUCAACCAAAAGAAGAGCAACCUCCCCAACCAUUCACUAUCAAACCAAUGUCCUACGCAGAUGCCCUUUGCAGAGGCUUACAACAGACAGAUAGUGUUACAGAGGCACAACAUAGUAGGUACGUAUCUGAGAGGCCAGCUUGGAGCUCAGUAGGAACAGCUGAUACUGGGGCUGCCGAGGCCACCCAACCCACUGGUGAUGCAACCCAACUCAAUGAAGAAAUUACAUUAAACCAGGAAGGUCAAGGGUCUGAGGUCAUCCCUCAGAGACAGACUAGUUUUAACUCUGUUCCAGUGGAGGAGAGCAACACUAAGUCACAACAGGAGAGGACUCCUACACAGCAGAGCCAGGGAGCAGGACCCAAGGGGGCCCUAGAGGACAGAGAGGAGAAGGUCAAUGAGGACUUCAUAGGCUUUCAAGCAGCACUUCAGAACUUUGGAGGGAAGAGUAAAGCCCCUGUGAAACCUAAACGAGAGAAGAAGACCCAGAGUGAAGAGAACCAGAAACAAACCUCUCUCACAGUUACACACACUGCUGUGGGACAGCAAGCCAGUGACCCUUCACAGCCUCAACCAUGCAGUAAACCAGAGAACAACAUCCAGGAAGAAGAGAAGGAAAACACAGUGGUAAUGAGGGAGAAGAAAGCGGAGAUGAAAGCAGAGACGGAGGAUGAGCGUGGCCAGAGGCUGUCGGUCCACAUGGAUAAGAUCAUGAGGGGUAACGUGACCAUGGCCAUGGAGAUCUUUGACAACCUGAGGAAGCAGGAGGAGCUGAAAGAGAUCUUGACCUGGGUGGAGGAGGUGGAGGAAGACACCAGCCAGGUGGACGUCAGGGCCCUCAGGAACAUCUUUGAGAAUGUACCUGACUGGGUCGUUGCCCCGAGAGACAAGAGACAACAUAAACAACAACACAGACCAAGGUGGAACAGAAGAUCUCAGAAGUGAAGAGAUCAGAGACGCCGAAAGAUGAUACCGAGACCUCAAUGUCCUCCAUGGCUCUUGUGUUCGGAAAUCUGGAGAGAGCAAGUGAGGAGAUCAUGAACCUGAAGGAGCAGACGUUAGCCAGACUGAUGGACAUAGAAGUGACCAUUAAUAAAGCUUUGUAUUCUGUGUCCACUCUGAAGUCAGACUCUGACAUCGCUGGUCUGUCUGGCCUGUUUAAAGAGUCCCUAAAGGGGACAGCAGCCCAGACCCAAGGCUCCACUAGCAACAUCAGCACUAUCAGUACCGGCUUCAGCAGCAGAGCCAAGACGGCCCAGGGAAAGGACAGCCCCCCCACUAAGACACAAAGAGACCCAGAUCUGCCAACUGAUGAGGGACCUGUCAUUAAGUCCCAGAGCAGUCCUCCAUCCUCCCUUUCCUUCAUCUCCAUCCAGUCUGCAGCCAGGCAGGAGUCAGAAGACAGACAACAUGAGUCUGCAGACAGACCGAAGGGUUCUGCAGCCAGUCAAAAGUCCUCCCUGCAGCUUCCACUGUGCUCAGCCUGUCAGCUCAGCCCGAAGUGUCGCCCUUCCGGUAGCCCUUGUAGCAGAAGCCCUCUCAAUCAGAAACGUCAGGUCAGUGUACUCGAAGUGAAGACAGCCCCAGAGGGGAGUCGGCACUAAGACAGUUAGGGAGAACUAGGAGAAGACUGAUCAGUUUGGCAACAGGGUCUCCUCCACCAAGACCUCCUCUGUGGUGACUCAGCAGACACCAGUACCUCUCCUAGGGGUCAGGUAGUGACCCCCAGUCCAACCAUGUAUUGGGUAGUGACAUACCCAGAGGUCAAAGUCAUCUUGCCUAUCAAUAAACCUUCACCGCCGUUUUAAAAUGGUGCUUGCAACGGCAAGGGUAGUGGGUUCGAUUCCCGCUGGGGCCACCCAUACAAAAAUGUAUGCACUUUGGCUAAAUGGCAUAUCUUAUAAACUGUUUGAUUGAAUGAGAAAAGACACUUCAGGUAAAAAAGAAAAAAAUGACAGUCAGGAAGACAAGAUUUUUUUAAAGUGUGUGAUUUCAUGAAACAUUUGUUUGGAUAGAAUUGUAAUAAAAUGUUGUUGGUAUA